This is a messenger RNA of Cynara cardunculus var. scolymus (artichoke), 1674 nucleotides long. RefSeq names its product pentatricopeptide repeat-containing protein At2g20710, mitochondrial-like. The coding region runs from base 85 to 1611 and encodes 508 amino acids. The record is from RefSeq and is a predicted model, not a curated record. Gene Ontology annotation, molecular function: protein binding. Gene Ontology annotation, cellular component: mitochondrion. The transcript has 2 exons. NCBI's taxonomy places the organism in Eukaryota, Viridiplantae, Streptophyta, Magnoliopsida, Asterales, Asteraceae.
AUAUCACCAUUGAUUAUCCUUAGAUUAUGUAUGUGAUACAUCCGGUCUUUUGAUACAUUUUCAACCAAAUUUUGUUGGUAGACGAUGAAGCUAUCUCGGUUAACUUUACGCAUACAAGGUGUUUGUCGAAAUGCUUCAAAGAACCUCUUUAGCUCCUCCUCCUCCUCCUUGUCGUCGUCGUCUUUGUCAAGCAAAUUACUCACCUCGCAGACACCAUCAUCGGAGGUUACUGAAAGAAAGAAAGAAAAUUUAUCACGUAGAUCACCAACAUUUCCGACCAAAAACGAACCCAAUUCAUCACUAUACAGAAGAAUCUCACCGGUGGGUGAUCCCGACAUUUCGAUUAUACCAGUUCUUGAUCAAUGGGUCAGCGAAGGAAGGGAAGUUGAUAAAGAAUCUCUCAUUAACAUCAUUGCUUCCUUGAAGAAGUACAAAAGAUUCAAGCAUGCCCUUGAGAUAUCCGAGUGGAUGACCAACAAACGAUACAUACCUCCUAUGAAAGACGACAUUAAGAGCAGGCUGCCGUUGAUUUACAAAGUUCACGGUUUAGAGAAAGCCGAGGAAUUCUACAACAACAUCUCGCAGAUAUUCAAAGGCUAUGAGGUCGAUACCACCCUUCUUUAUAUCUAUUCCCUUGAAAAAUCCGUAGAUAAAGCCGAGGCCGUGAUGCAGAAGUUACGAAAGACGGGAUGUCCCAUGACUGCUUUUCCAUACAAUAUCUUGUUGAAUCUUUAUUACCAUAUCAGAGAUUGGGCGAAAAUGGAUGCGUUGACUAAAGAAAUGGCAAAGAAUGGGAUAUAUGGAGACCGACACUCGUUUACCCCACUGUUAAACGCUUAUGCCGCUAAUUCAGAUAUCGAAGGGUUAAAUAGGACCAUGGCCAUAAUGGAAGCCGACCCGCGAGUCUGUAUGGAUUGUAAAACGUAUAUUUUUGCAGCAAACGCGUUUUUGAAAACCGGGUUGGUUGAAAAAUGUUUGAAAUUGAUGAAAGAUGCCGAAAUGGCGAUCACUGUUAAGGAUAGAUACAAGAGUUUGAAUACUUUGCUCAGAAUGUAUACCGAUUUAGGAAAGAAAGAUGAAGUUUAUCGAAUCUGGAAGCGUUUAGCAGAGAAGAAGAUAUACAAUACGGGCUACCGGAGGAUGAUCAACUCGUUAUUGCGGUUUGAUGACGUUGAAGGAGCCGAGAGAGUUUUCGAAGAAUGGGAAACGAAAGGUUUGUCUUAUGAUUUCGUAAUACUGGAUGAACUCAUUGAUGUUUAUGUUAAAACAGGCAAUUUGGGGAAGGCGGAAAUUCUUUUAAAACAUGGGAUUGAAAAAGGGGGUAAUCCGACAUUUCGUACGUGGUAUUGUUUAACAAUCGGGUAUAUUGAAGAUAAUCAGGUCGUGAAAGGGUUCGAAGCGUUGAAGAAUGCAACGUUUUCUUGUCGAUUUUUGCCGUUUCAGGAACCCGUGAAGGAUAAACUAGCGAUCGUUUUGGAGUGUUUGGAAAGCCGAAGAAAUAUGGAAGAAGUAGCCGGAUUUAUGAAGUCGCUUGAGGCCGAAGGCAUAUUUUCAUCGACCGUAUGUGGGAGACUGCUCGAUUUCAUCGUGAAUGAAACUUCGAAAUCUUAAAAACCGGACCGAAUUGCACCAAUUAUUCGGGUUGAUCAGGUAAUUCCUUGUGGUUGCUAUGAA